AUGACAAUUCUCCUCCACAUCACCCAACCCUCACACUUUCCCAACUCCAAUAAUCCUCAGUCUUCAAACCGUACAGGUUUUGGAGCAGCAACAGCAGUGGCAGAUGAUCAACCAAUAUCAUCAAACCGAGGACGCAGCAAUUCGACGCACGCUCAAGUCGUCCUACGCCCAGAAUCAGGCCAUCCAACACCAGGAAGACAAGGAAGCCCUGCUCCUGAUGUGGGCCCUUGCUUUUCUUGGUACUCCGGGCCAGUUCCGACAAUUGCGAACCUACCUAACACAAGCGGAUCUGCCUGGUGUUCCGAUGGCACACAGCGCUUGGGCAUUCUUGUGGAAGUCUCGGAGCGACCGGGCCUAGAUGUCCAAACUUUUGAUGACCUACUUGAGCGUUUUUUGGCCAGGUGGAACUAUUUGACAAUUGACCGCGCUGACGUUAACCCCUUUGGCAAACCUCAAGUAGCUCGACAAUCUCUAGACGCUGCAGGGACACUUGGAUUAGUGCUGCACUGGAUAUGUUUGACGAUGUUGAGUUACACCUUGCAGCACCUUUUUGGUGUAACCCCGGCAGUCUGUUCUCGCUACUUGGCGUCUGGCAUGCAUCAUCUCCUGGCGGUACUCCGAGAACACCCGCUGGCAAAAUUUGAUGGCCAACAACAGAACGACGGGCACAACUGUAUCCUGGCCUUCGCACCCGAUGGAACAAUCAUCAUGUACUCAAUUCUUAAUGCGCCGGGGUCGUGGCACGAUGCUACAAUUGCGGAGCCGCUUUACAAGCAGCUCCUUGAUCGGACCCCGCCAGGAUAUCAAAUUAUUAGCAACACCGCCUUCCCUCGGAAGUCCGAGAGGAUUCAGGCUUGCAUACUCGCCCCUGCUAGCAAGAGGGGUGAUCGAUUACCUCACGAGUCGGUUGAAUUUGCCCGGCUCCAGUUGCUGAAUGAGCAACUUGUUUUGGCACAACAGGCGGCCGAGUGGGGGAUGUGA
Molecule: messenger RNA, 981 nt
Organism: Puccinia graminis f. sp. tritici CRL 75-36-700-3
Lineage: Eukaryota; Fungi; Basidiomycota; Pucciniomycetes; Pucciniales; Pucciniaceae
Exons: 3
Coding region: 1-981 (326 amino acids)
Source: RefSeq, a predicted model, not a curated record